UAAAGGAGAUUUAAUCAUCAAAGAUAACCUCAUAUUCAAUUUUCACUGUUCGAAUUUUAGUCCACAGUUUUUGUAUGGGUUGAAUAAGAAAAAAUACUAAUUGCGUGACAAAUGAGGCUAUCAACACGAAUACAAUGUAAACAAUACUGUAUGGAGACGAAGAAUACUUUCACCAUUUUUAAUACCUUAAAUCACUGUCAAAAGGUGAUCCCAGAUUCAACGAAGGGCUGUCAUUUUGCUGUACCUGGGAUAGAUUUGAUUGAACGGGAAGAAUACACACACUCCCUCGAAAGCUCAAGUAUCAGAAGCCAAUCCAGCAAUGGGCAGGACCAUUGCUUCAGGAAUAUGAGAGGAGACUAGACUAGGGACAGACUUCAAUAUAAACCUGUUUGCAUGAUUACCAGUGAACAAGAGCUAAUGUUUCUCAAAUCCAGAUAUAUAUUUCCCAUGAUGUACAGUCAGGCCCAGCAAGGAAAAGUUGUACCACUAGAUUUGUUAUUAGCACGAUUUAAAUCGGCAAAUAUAGGAGCAGCCACUUGUUCUCACACAAAAACAACACAGACAACAAUAAGACCUUAUGUGACACCUUCUUGUCAAUUGUGUCAGCAAGAAAAACCUGAAGUACAGCUAGAACACAAUGCUUACUAUGAGAAAUACAAAACUAAACUUCAAGAUUUGGCAAAAAAAUCCCCAGAAGAAUUCAAUGCUAAAUUACAAAAGAUAGCCCAAGUAAAAGAAGAUAUAAAAAUAGAACAUAAAAAAGAUUUAAGUACACCACCUACUAUCAAAAGUCAAAAAGGAAUGAUAUCAUGGCCACCUAAGAAGUUGGAUGAUAUUAUGAAAUUAGAUUUAAUCAAGGACAAAACAUCAACAGAAAUUGAACAGAUAUGGGUUGAACAUUUUGUUCAGAAAGAUUGUGUGUUUGGAGUAUUGAAGGAGCCCUAUUUAAAAUUUAAUGAAUUGAUAGAAAAAUCUAAAAAGUACCCUAAUUUUAUUUAUCCUCUGCCAAAACAAGAUGGUUAUGAAUUUUAUUUAUCAGAAUUUAAAGGAACUGAAGUGUAUUUCACAUCAUUAAUACAAUAUCAGAGACAUACAGAAAAUGCUCCACCAUGUCUCUCUCUGGCCCACUUUACAGAAUUUCAGGUUGAUAAAGGUAUUGUAUUGAUGGCUGGAGUUUAUGAUGAUCAAGUUUUGAGUAAAAAAGAAGCAUUAAAUCUGGUGCGUCAAAUGAGUCAGUAUUAUGGAAACCGUUCUCCUGAACACUUUCGUUUUGUUCAAUUAUUUAAUGAGAAACCAGAAGAAUUUGACUAUUUAAAAUUAAUUAGUGAAUAUAAAAUGAUGCAAACAAUGGUAGAAUCAGAAUUACCUGUCUAAUGAUGCAAUCCAUACAGAUUAUGAAUAUUAUUGAUGUGAACGCAUUAAAAUAGUACAGCAAAACUAAAUGAAAUAAAACUGGGAAAUUGAUUUUUAAUCAAGUAGAAAAAUAACCAGUUUUUGAUGUGUUUUAUUAUGCAUUGGUGGGGAAUCCACAUUUUCAUAUACAUGUAGGCAGUUUAUAAAUAAAACACACUCUCUUUUC
Messenger RNA from Patella vulgata (common limpet), 1579 nucleotides. RefSeq names its product ATP synthase mitochondrial F1 complex assembly factor 1. NCBI's taxonomy places the organism in Eukaryota, Metazoa, Mollusca, Gastropoda, Patellidae. The record is from RefSeq and is a predicted model, not a curated record. The transcript is spliced from 11 exons. The coding region runs from base 394 to 1374 and encodes 326 amino acids. Gene Ontology annotation, cellular component: mitochondrion. Gene Ontology annotation, biological process: mitochondrial proton-transporting ATP synthase complex assembly.